AAAUCGUUCUUUUGGUAGGAACAUGACUCAUUUGCAGAUUAACGUUGUGUGUUUACGUUUUCAAUGUAAGGCAACGUGACCAACCAUCUGAUUGGCUGUCAACAAGAACUUCUUGAACGAAACUGAAAGCUGAUUGGUCAGUUGUUUAAAGGAGCCGUCCCCCACGUUGUACGUCACCCAGCUUUUGUCAUUGUUCAGCAGCUGCUUUGGAAAGUCCCUGGCAGCUAGAUCGGACUCAGGCUGGAGAACCGUGGAAAGCUGUGUCACGUUAAAUGAAGAAAGCAGUUAUUUUGCUCGCUUUCUUCCUUCUGCUGAUAUAAAAUUAUGUUAAAGCCGCGAUUCUGCGCCCAGACGUUUAGAUGUUCCCCUCAGAGUGCUAGCUAGUGUUAGCAGGCUAGCUUUUUGUGUGGCUAGCUGCUGGUCUUAGUGAUGUUUUGUUUUUGUUGAAGUAGCCAGCCCUCCCGUCGUCUGGGAGAGGAGCUUCAUCAGCUGUGAAUGGAAAAACGUCCUCUCGACGUCUUCUUAUUUACUGACAUUUUCUGUGGAAGUGAGCAGUGAAAUCCGCUGCUGGUAGAGCGACGCGGUUAGAAGGUAGAGUUUGAUAGAAGAGGAGGGAGAUGGGAAACUGUUUAAAAUCUCCGACCUCGGAUGAUAUUUCUCUGCUACACGAAUCGCAGUCGGACCGAGCCAGCUAUGGAGACGGUGCUGACCCAGAUCAGGAGCCACCGCCCCCCUAUCAGGAGCAGAUCCACGUUCCUGUCUACCACCCAACUCCCAGCCAGGCCCGCCUGGCCACCCAGCUGACAGAAGAGGAGCAGGUCCGGAUCGCUCAGCGGAUCGGACUCAUCCAACACCUACCGAAGGGCGUGUACGACCCAGGGCGAGACGGCUCAGAGAAGAAGAUCAGAGAGUGCGUCAUCUGUAUGAUGGACUUUGUUUAUGGAGACCCCAUCCGGUUCCUGCCCUGCAUGCACAUCUACCACCUGGACUGUAUAGACGACUGGCUGAUGAGAUCCUUCACCUGCCCCUCCUGCAUGGAGCCUGUGGACGCUGCGCUGCUCUCCUCCUACGAGACCAACUGACACAAGCACCCCCUGGACCACACAGGACCUGAACAAAUCCAUGGACACUCUAAAUACACUAAACAUCAACUUCCCCAACUUAUAUCCUGGAUUAGUAAGAUGGUGAUUUCAAAGCAUUGAUCGUAAAAUAACGUAGGAUGAAUAAUGUUUGUGCAUAAAAAUUUAUAAUUAUAAAUAUAUGUACGGUGUGUGU
Molecule: messenger RNA, 1275 nt
Organism: Nothobranchius furzeri (turquoise killifish)
Lineage: Eukaryota; Metazoa; Chordata; Actinopteri; Cyprinodontiformes; Nothobranchiidae
Gene: rnf11b
Product: ring finger protein 11b
Biological process (GO): ubiquitin-dependent protein catabolic process
Cellular component (GO): ubiquitin ligase complex
Molecular function (GO): ubiquitin protein ligase activity
Source: RefSeq, a predicted model, not a curated record